Naegleria lovaniensis is the source of this 2202-nucleotide messenger RNA. RefSeq lists its product as uncharacterized. NCBI's taxonomy places the organism in Eukaryota, Heterolobosea, Eutetramitea, Acrasida, Naegleriidae. Gene Ontology annotation, cellular component: 90S preribosome. Gene Ontology annotation, biological process: maturation of SSU-rRNA. Gene Ontology annotation, molecular function: nucleic acid binding; ATP binding; RNA helicase activity. The record is from RefSeq and is a predicted model, not a curated record. Bases 1 to 2202 code for a protein of 733 amino acids. The transcript has a single exon.
AUGAGAAACUUUGAACCACACGACGAAGAAGAAGACUCUUCCACGAGUUUAUUUGAAAGUCUCACAAAGAGUCUCUCGUUUGAUCAUACUCAAGUUCAAAGUUUUAAACAACGAAAUGGACUUUAUAAUUCAUCAUCGGAGAGCAAUAAUAAUCAUCAGGGACAUUCAGCCCGAACGAAAGCUUCCUUGACCAUUCAUAAUAUGGCCGAUGAGAAGUUGUUUGAACAAUUACUUCCAGCAUCAUCAUUAGACUUUUUCGGAACAUCAAAACCAACAGCAACCUCCUCAUCAAAGGCUUCACUCAUGGAACGAAUGAAACAAUUAAAGAAAUCAUCAUCAAGUACAUCAGAAAAUUCUACCGAACAAGACAACACAACAUUGAACAACAAUGAUGAAGAGGAGGAUGAUUUCAUUGCAAAUUUACCUCCUCCUCUCACUACUGCAGAGGAAAUUCGAAAAUUUAGAAAGGAAAACAAAAUCAAAAUCAAGGGAAUUGUGAGCCAGAUGGAUCCCGAUAUGUUGUUGGCUCCUACCAUGACAAGUGCUUCCAUUAAGAAGAAACAAAUUUCUGAAAGGAGAGAUUUAUCAACACAGGAAGAGGCCUCUUCAACAACAAUGGACAAUGCUGAUACUACCACAGUCUUUACCUCUCCUUACAAACCAUUUGUUUCUUUCCUCGAAUUGAAAAAUAGAUAUCCUGAUUUAGUUCGUGAUUAUUUAUAUAGGAAUAUUAGAACCAAGCUCAAAUAUCAAUCACCAACACCUGUUCAAAUGCAAGCUAUUCCUGUACUCAUGUCAAGAAAAGAAUGUCUUGUUGCUGCUCCAACAGGUUCUGGUAAAACAGUUGCAUUUUGUUUACCCAUGUUAUGUCUAUUGGGAAAACCAAGAAAAGAAGGAUUUAGAGGAUUAAUUAUUACGCCUACCAAGAUUUUGGCUGAUCAAAUUUAUCGAAAUUUGGAAGUGUUAGGAAGUGGAAAAGAUUGGAAAAUUCGCCUUAAUGAUCAAUCGGCAGUGGAUAGUGAAGCAGGAGAGUCACAAGGAGCUGUGAGAGACAAUCAUAAAUUCCAAUCUAAGAGAAAUGAUAUUUUAAUUUCAACACCCAUGCGUUUAUUGACCAUGAUUAAGAGUGGAAUUAUUGAUUUAACCAAUGUGGAAAUGCUAGUUUUUGAUGAGGCAGAUCGUUUGUUUGACUUGGGAUUUAUUGAACAAGUCGAUGAAAUUUUGAGUUUUUGCACGAAUCCAAAUUUGGUAAAGGCAUAUUUCAGUGCCACCAUUCCAUUGAGUUUGGAACAUACAUUGAAGACACAGACCUCUCUUUUAAAACCAGACGCCGUGCAAGUGAGUAUAGGUGUGAGAAAUGCAGGACCCGACACCAUUCACCAAAAAUUAGUAUUCGUUGGUUCUGAGGAAGGUAAAUUAUUGGCUCUCAAAGAACGAAUUCGAGUAGAAGGACUGAAACCUCCAGUACUCAUUUUCGUUCAAUCCAUUGAAAGAGCCAAACAACUUUACAAGGAAAUGCUAUACACUUUAACAAACACAACAGGAAUGUCAUCGAGCUCGACCGAUACUGGUGCCAGUGAUCCUCUCGAUUAUUGUGUCGAUUAUAUUCACGGAAAACGAAGUGACAAGAAAAAUCAUGAGGUGAUUCAAAAUUUCAGAACUGGAAAAACAUGGGCAUUAAUUUGUACAGACGUCAUGGCUCGUGGUUUGGACUUUAAAAAUAUUUCGUGUGUGAUUAAUUAUGAUUUCCCAACUUCUGUCUCGAAUUAUAUUCACAGAAUUGGUAGAACAGGUCGAGCAGGGCAGCGUGGAGAGGCCUUAACAUUUUUCACCUACGACGAUAUUCCUCUGUUGAAAAAUAUUGCAGAUGUGUUGAAGAAUUCUGGUUGCCCGGUUCCUGACUACAUGUCAGAAAUUAAGCAAGUUUCAGAACAAAAGAUGACCAAGAUGGCUAUUGAAAAUAUAAAAGCUACUAAAAUUGGACGAUCUAAGAAACCAGAAGAGGAUGAGACCAAAAAGCCACUCGAUAAAAAGGAGAGAAGAAAAGCUCUCCACAUGGGUCGAGAAAAAAAAAAGCAACAACAGGCCAAUAACUCAAAAUUGACGUCAAACAAGGCGGUAAAAGAAAAGAAACCACAAGAAGAAAAGAAACGCAAGAAAGUGAGCUUUGUUGAUGCACCAACACCUAAGCGUAAUAAAUAA